AUGAUGAACAGCCCGGCAGACUCGCAAGCGCCCAGGGCGCGAGGCAAACGCGGACCGGCCGCGUCCUCGUGCGACUCUUGUCGUCGACGACGCAUCGCCUGCCGUCGCCGUUCUGGCGACUCGAGCGGACCCUGCGAGUCCUGCGAGCAGAAGGGGCUUUCGUGCGCUUUCGGCGGCCAAGCGUCUGGUCGCCUGGCCGUCGUCAAGCCAUCGACUCCGCCGCUUCUCGCGGGACCGUCCCGCGCUGACAAUCGCCUGGCGCUGGAAGAGCUCGAUAGCGCCUUCGGCUUCGAGUUGUUGUCGCUGUACGACGGAGCAGACGGCAGGAGCUCGGCUUUGUACCCUCUCCCGAUCUGGGACUACUCUUCGUUGAGAUCCCGCUUCAAACAUGCUGGGAACAGAUUAUGCGAGCUAUCACAGGAGGACCAACUCCUCUGCCGCGUUGUUUUCGCCUCAGCUAUGCCACACUGGCACUCGACCGCACUGGCGACGCCGGAAACGCGCGCAGUCCUAGCGCGGCAAUUGCUAGCAGCUGCGCAGGAGAACGCCGACAUGCUCGGCAUAUGGCGCAAACCCGACUCGGUCAGCACGAAGAGCUUGUUGUUGCUCCAGCAAGUUGCCGGGCGCGGCGAGAUCACCAGCGUCGAUUCUCUCGUCUGCCUGUCGACCUGCAUCAGCCACAUCAAGAUGCUCGUCGAUGCUGCCGAACCUUUCGGACCAGCUGGCGUUCCAGUGGAGGGCAAGACGGCUCUUAUCUGGAGUGCAGGACUCUUCGACGCAGCGAUCGCGGUCGAGCGGAGGAAGGAGCCGUACUUUUCGCCUUCGGACUAUGCUCUCAUCUUCAGCUACCCCGGCAAACUCGCCCCACGCGAUCUGCUCGUCAAGGCUCUGCAAGAGGACGCCUGGAGCAUCACGGUGUCUGCUCUGCCGGGCGUGCGCGCCUACAUCGACAUUGCACGUCGGGUGUCGAUGCUCCUUUCACGUGCGAAGCGUAUGCCCCGAGCUGAGGCAGAGGCGGCGGAGUACAAGUCUUGCUGGCGAGAUCUCGACGCUCUCUACGCGUGGGCCAGUAUGGCGGCGGAACUAGCGAUACACGGCGGCGAGGGCGACGAGUUCGGCCGCACAAACCUUGAGCUUUACUGCAACUUUGCGUUCGGCCCCGCCAUCGCCGCCGAGUUCGCCAUGCUGCAGCACCUCGAAGACCUCGACAAGCGGGAUGCAGCGCAUGUUUUCGAUUUAAGCGACUAUCUCUCGCAGUCGUUGCUCGAGACGGCCCGCCAACGCUUUCCUAUCCGGCUUUGUCGCUACUUGCGAGCUGUACGGACCACGCAAGGACACAAUUUCUUCGCGGUCCUCGGGGGGACCGUAAUCUCGGUUUCGCGCAUCCUGGCGAUCACCCGCGCAUUCUUGACUACGUCCGCCUGGGACACCACGCUGCACGAUAACCCGCAAGACAAGCUUGCCGCCCUAGACUAUCUUGCGACCGCACUUGAAGCCAUCUCGCGUACAUAUCCGGAAGCGCCCGAUACCGCAGAAGUCAGCGAAGCGGUCAGGGCGGAACGUCUUGCGCUGACGAUGCUCGCCGGAGGAUCGUCCUUGCCGCCAUUAUACAAGUCCGCAACCGCCGUCCCCCCUUCGCUCGGCCGCCUCAACGGAUGGACCUACGCUAGUGAAGUCUCCGCGCUGACGCCCCUCCUCGUUCACGAGAUCAACGAGACGCUGUACGACCACGUCAUGCCGGUGUCCAGCAACGACAGCAACAUGGACGUUUCCGAGCAGUCAGACUCGGCCAUUGUCAAGGCCUCUCCGCCAUGGAACGACUUCGAGCUGGUCUCGUCUGGCAGCGACCGAGCCUCUCAGCGUAGUGUUGGUCCCUCGCCAGCCCUUCAAGGACCGUCUUUGUCGCUUCUGAGCGGGUCGGAGUGGUCCACCGUCUCGUCCGAAGGUUUUGCGUCGACCUUGUGGCCGUCGGCCGACUGCACCUUCGACAGCUCGUUUGGCGCGGCGCAAGCAUCGACUACAUCGACUACCGGCGAAGCUGGCGACUCGCAGGCGUUGCUGGACCUGCUCAGCAGAACCGCCAGCCCCGACGUCCAUUUUACCGCUUCUCCUCCCGCCAACUUCCUUCUGUCGGCUACUGCAACCGCAUCACCAUCUACACUCAAGCAGGCAAACCAGGCGGACGGGUCCCUCCUGUCGCUGGAUUCAGCUCCGCCACCCUUUGCGCUGGCUGCGCAGAAUCCGUAUGGCGCCUCGUCGACGAACGGCGCCGGCGACUUCGAUUGGUACGAAGCAGCAGGCGACUUCGGCGCGACAUAG
Rhodotorula toruloides NP11 is the source of this 2319-nucleotide messenger RNA. RefSeq names its product transcription factor. The record is from RefSeq and is a predicted model, not a curated record. Gene Ontology annotation, biological process: regulation of DNA-templated transcription. Gene Ontology annotation, molecular function: DNA-binding transcription factor activity, RNA polymerase II-specific; zinc ion binding. The coding region runs from base 1 to 2319 and encodes 772 amino acids. Lineage: Eukaryota; Fungi; Basidiomycota; Microbotryomycetes; Sporidiobolales; Sporidiobolaceae. The transcript has 11 exons.